GGAGUGGUAAAGUAACAUAGGCAAUUUAGCAGUGACAUUAUUUCCUAUAUAUACACACACGACGAACAAACAUGAUCAAGCCUUCAUAUAUCAAACAAGAAACAGAGGAAAAUGGCUUCCUCCAUGGUUUCAUCAGCAGCUGUAGUUCACCGGACUAGCUCCCCUGCUCAGGCCAGCAUGGUUGCGCCCUUCACUGGGCUCAAAUCAGCCUCUGCUUUCCCUGUCACCCGCAAGGCCAACAAUGAUAUUACCUCUAUCUCCAGCAAUGGUGGAAGAGUUCAGUGCAUGCGAGUGUGGCCUCCAAUUGGAUUGAAGAAGUUCGAGACUCUCUCUUACCUGCCUCCCCUAUCUGCCGAGUCAUUGGCCAAGGAAGUAGAUUAUCUUCUCCGCAACAACUGGGUUCCCACCUUGGAAUUUGAGUUGGGGAACCCUUUCGUUCACCGUGAGAACGGCAAUUCCCCAGGGUACUAUGAUGGCCGUUACUGGACAAUGUGGAAGCUUCCCUUGUUCGGUUGCACUGAUUCUUCUCAGGUGUUGAAGGAGCUCGACGAGGCCAGUACCACUUACCCCAAUUCAUUCAUCAGGAUCAUCGGAUUCGACAACAUCCGCCAAACACAGUGCGUUAGUUUCAUCGCUUACAAGCCCCCUAGUUUCUAAGUUUUGAGGCUACCCUAGCUAUCCGGCUUUACUUCAAUUUCACUUUCAAUUCGUUUUGUUGCUUCCCUUUUUUUCCCUUUUAGUUUUUACUCUGUAAUUUCUCUUCUUGUAAACCUCCGUUUAUUCUGUGAAUUGAUUUAGAUGUGAACA
Molecule: messenger RNA, 807 nt
Organism: Prunus dulcis (almond)
Lineage: Eukaryota; Viridiplantae; Streptophyta; Magnoliopsida; Rosales; Rosaceae
Product: ribulose bisphosphate carboxylase small chain, chloroplastic-like
Exons: 3
Coding region: 112-657 (181 amino acids)
Source: RefSeq, a predicted model, not a curated record